AUGGGAGGGAAAAGGGAAGAGGAUGAAGAUGAGAUCCCCGAUCAAUCACCUCUGUUUUUAGUUGCAGAGGAGGGGUUUCAAUCAGACCCUGUUCUUGAUGCUCGUGAAUACUUAGAUGUGGAUGCUUGUUCCAAUUUGAUUCUCCUUGUGCCUUCCUCGGUUACAUUUAAUCGCUUGACAUAUUUAGAGGUGCAAAAUUGCAAUAGGUUGAUUGAUGUAAUUGCACCAUCAACAGCAAGAAAUUUAGCUAAGUUAACAACAUUGAAGAUAAGAGCAUGUAAUUUAGUUGAGCAAAUUGUGGCACAAGAGAGAGGGGAGAUCCAAAAUAAUGAAAUUGCAUUCAAUAGCUUAGAAGUUUUGGAACUUGAAUCCUUGCCAAACCUCAAAAUGUUUUGCUCUAGUAGCUUCUCCUUGAAGCUUCCACUAUUAGAGGAACUUGUAAUAAAGCAAUGUCCAAGAAUGAAGAGCUUCUCUACCAAAGACACAAGCGCACCAUUAGUUCAACAGAUACUGGCAGAUGAUCAAGAUGGACAAUGGUUUUGUGAAGGUGACCUAAACGGUACAGUGAAAAUGAUCUUUCAACAGAUGGUGGCAUUCCAUAAUUUGGAGCGACUGGAGAUAUCUCAAUAUCCCGAGGUCAUAGAAAUGUCGAACCCAGCAUCAGCAUAUUCCAUUGGACAGGUUUGA
Prosopis cineraria is the source of this 687-nucleotide messenger RNA. RefSeq names its product probable disease resistance protein At1g61190. The coding region runs from base 1 to 687 and encodes 228 amino acids. The record is from RefSeq and is a predicted model, not a curated record. Lineage: Eukaryota; Viridiplantae; Streptophyta; Magnoliopsida; Fabales; Fabaceae. The transcript has 3 exons.